Messenger RNA from Trypanosoma conorhini, 324 nucleotides. RefSeq lists its product as uncharacterized. The record is from RefSeq and is a predicted model, not a curated record. Gene Ontology annotation, cellular component: nuclear pore; SAGA complex. Bases 1 to 324 code for a protein of 107 amino acids. Lineage: Eukaryota; Euglenozoa; Kinetoplastea; Trypanosomatida; Trypanosomatidae. Gene Ontology annotation, molecular function: transcription coactivator activity. Gene Ontology annotation, biological process: mRNA export from nucleus; positive regulation of DNA-templated transcription. The transcript has a single exon.
AUGAGGCAGGCGGAGUGUAGGGCUGAAGGAGGCCCUCUUUCUUCGGGUGCCAGGGUAUACGAGGAGAUGAGCAACGUGCAGAAGCAGCUUCUUCGGGACUACUUGUCGAGCAAGUUGGGGGCCACCAGCGACUGGCGCCGGGUGGUGUCGCGCCGGGUGGAGGAGGUUGUGCGCCGCAGGGCGCGAUCGGGAGAGUCGCUGGACGCCCACGACGUGGUGGGCGAGGUGCUGCCCUUUUCUCGCUCUAUUAUCCCCGCCGAGGUGCGUGAGGGGCUUUUCCGCCACAUCGCAGGCGCGCUACGCCUGAGCGAUGCGCAGGACUGA